Messenger RNA from Cotesia glomerata, 1346 nucleotides. RefSeq lists its product as uncharacterized. The record is from RefSeq and is a predicted model, not a curated record. NCBI's taxonomy places the organism in Eukaryota, Metazoa, Arthropoda, Insecta, Hymenoptera, Braconidae. The transcript has a single exon. Bases 12 to 1346 code for a protein of 444 amino acids.
AAGUUUCUCCAAUGGAAGUAGAUCAACCAAGUUCUGAGAAAUCCAGCUUCAAUUUUGAUGAUAAAAUGAUAGGUCGAAAUUCAAGCAAUAAUAUCGAUAAUAUGGAUCUGGAAUAUUUGGAUACUGCAAAUUCUACUGCAACUCAAGAUUUUAAAGCCAGUGCAUCUAAUGUUUUUUAUGAUAAUUUUCCUCCUCAAACUAUAAAAGUUAAUGCUGCAGUUCAAGUCAAGAUAAGAAGUUUGUAUAGGAGUACACAAAUUCAGUGUAAACCUCAAACAAAAGACCGUGCAACUUCUCCCAUUAAAAUAUUCUCUGGAGUAAAAAAUUUGGAUGACUCAUGUUCUUCAUCAAUUAGUAAUAAUCAAGUAAUGAACACAUCAAAUACAACAGUAAGUUCAUUCCCAACUUCUUCAGAUAACCUUUUGUCGACAAAUCCAAGUACUGAAAAUGAGUGGAAAAGCCAAUAUCAACAAGAAGAAUUCCAAAAAUUAAAUUUAAAACAAACUUUCCAAAAAAUUCAACAAUCACCUCGUAAAUAUAUCGGUAUUCCAAACGACUGUAUGGAUAUUAUCAAUAUUUUACGGACUGCUAAAUUAAGUGAUGUUGAAAUCUUUCUCACAUUAAAAAAAAUAAGACUAAAUGAAAGUUUUGCUAUUUUAGCAGAUGAUUUUGGGAUGUCUACUUCUAAUGUAAGUCGUACAUUUACUAAGACCUUGCCAAUCAUAACUGAGUAUUUAAAAGACUUCAUUAUUUGGCCUUCAUCUGCAAAAAUUAAACAACAAUUGCCAAUGAGUUUCAGGAGUCGUUAUGCCGCAGUUGAAUCGAUCAUUGAUUGUUUGGAAAUUGAAAUUGAAAAGCCAACAGACCCAGUUAAACAAUCAUUGACAUGGUCAGAAUACAAAAAAUGUAAUACUGUGAAAUAUUUAGUAUCUUGUAUUCCAGAUGGUAUAGUUAAUUUCAUAUCACCAGGUUAUGGUGGUAGAGCAUCUGAUGCAGAAAUAGUUUCAAACUCUGGAUACUUGGAUUAUUUAAAGCCAGGUGCAGCUGUAUUAGCAGAUAGAGGUUUCAAAUAUAUUGAAAAUUUAGUAGUUGCGAAAAAACGUACAUUGAUUAGACCUCCUACAGUAAGCUCUAAUAAGCAACCAACUCAUGAUGAAGUCAUUGCGACGAAACGAAUCGCUAGCCUUCGAAUUCACAUUGAAAGGUUAAUAAGAAGAAUCAGAGAAUUUCAUAUUUGUGAACCUCAUUCAUGUGUUAAUGUUAAAUUGAUUCUGCAAAUGGAUAAUAUUAUCACAAUUGUCGCUGCUUUAACUAAUUUACAAGGACCACUGAUAAAAAAAACAUAA